Molecule: messenger RNA, 289 nt
Organism: Schistosoma mattheei
Lineage: Eukaryota; Metazoa; Platyhelminthes; Trematoda; Strigeidida; Schistosomatidae
Source: the annotation of a GenBank genome assembly
GUUACAAAAAGUGUACAAUUAGCGAAUGUUCAAAUUUCAUUCUCGUUCAAAAUUCUGAACGUCACGUUCGAAAAAGUCAUAGUUCAAAUUGAAACUGUCUACAGAGUUAAUAAUACUGAAAAAUACGAAUAUCGAUUAAUCAACAGUAUCUUCAUGAAAAUGACGGUGGAAAUGAGAUCAUUGGAAGCUUCACUAUUAUCCGAUAAGGAAUUAACGCAGAUUUUCAUUGAAGGAUGGGAAAAGUUGAAUGUUACGAGUGGACCAAAGUUGGUUGACAUUGAAUUCACUC